This is a messenger RNA of Camelus dromedarius (Arabian camel), 3218 nucleotides long. It is a transcript of the gene ADAMTS18, whose product is annotated as ADAM metallopeptidase with thrombospondin type 1 motif 18. NCBI's taxonomy places the organism in Eukaryota, Metazoa, Chordata, Mammalia, Artiodactyla, Camelidae. Gene Ontology annotation, cellular component: extracellular matrix. Gene Ontology annotation, biological process: extracellular matrix organization; proteolysis. The coding region runs from base 20 to 3172 and encodes 1050 amino acids. Gene Ontology annotation, molecular function: metalloendopeptidase activity. The record is from RefSeq and is a predicted model, not a curated record. The transcript has 20 exons.
CUAAUAAGGACACGAAAAAAUGAAUUCCUCAUCUCGCCAUUACCUCAGCUCCUGGCCCAGGAACACAACUACAGCUCACCUGCAGGCCACCAUCCUCACGUGCUGUACAAGAGGACAGCGGAGGAGAAGGUCCAGCGUUGCCAUGACUUCCCGGGCUCCAGCCAGAACCAUGCUGUCCGCCCUCCAACUCACACUCCCCACACAUCUUGGAGUCCAGAAAGAGAGCAUCACCACCGAAGGUUGCAAAAGCAGCAUUUUUGUGGACGACGCAAGAAAUGUAUAUGCCCCUAAGCCUCCCACAGAGGACACCUAUCUCAGGUUUGAUGAAUACGGGAGCGCAGGGCGGCCCAGAAGAUCAGCUGGAAAAUCACAAAAAGGCCUAAACGUGGAAACCCUUGUGGUAGCAGACAAGAAAAUGGUGGAAAAACACGGCAAGGCCAACGUCACCACGUACAUUCUCACAGUCAUGAACAUGGUUUCCAGCCUAUAUAAAGACGGGACCAUUGGAAGUGAUAUAAACAUUGUUGUGGUGAGCCUCAUUCUUCUGGAACAAGAACCUAGAGGAUUACUGAUCAACCAUCACGCCGACCAGUCUCUGAAUAGCUUUUGUCAGUGGCAGUCUGCCCUCAUUGGAAAGAAUGGCAAGAGGCAUGACCACGCCAUCUUACUCACGGGAUUUGAUAUUUGUUCCUGGAAGAAUGAACCAUGUGAUACUCUAGGGUUUGCCCCCAUCAGUGGAAUGUGCAGUAAGUACCGAAGCUGUACCAUCAACGAGGACACGGGGCUCGGUCUGGCCUUCACCAUUGCUCAUGAGUCAGGGCACAAUUUCGGCAUGAUUCAUGAUGGAGAAGGCAAUGCCUGCAGGAAGGCUGAAGGCAAUAUCAUGUCUCCUACACUGACGGGAAACAAUGGGGUGUUUUCCUGGUCUUCGUGCAGCCGGCAGUAUCUCAAGAAAUUCCUGAGUACACCUCAGGCCGGCUGUCUGGUGGAUGAGCCCAAGCAAACAGGGCAGUAUAAAUAUCCGGACAAACUACCGGGCCAGAUUUAUGAUGCUGACACACAGUGCAAGUGGCAAUUUGGAGCAAAAGCCAAGUUAUGCAGCCUUGGUUUUGUGAAGGACAUUUGCAAAUCACUUUGGUGCCACCGAGUGGGCCACAGGUGUGAGACCAAGUUCAUGCCCGCAGCGGAAGGGACCGUUUGUGGCUUGAGUAUGUGGUGUCGGCAAGGCCAGUGUGUCAAGUUUGGGGAGCAUGGGCCGCGGCCCAUCCAUGGCCAGUGGUCCGCCUGGUCCAAGUGGUCAGAGUGUUCUCGAACGUGCGGUGGAGGUGUCAGGUACCAAGAGAGACACUGCAAUAACCCCAAACCUCAGUAUGGUGGCAAGUUCUGUCCUGGUUCUAGCCGUGUAUAUCAGCUGUGCAAUAUUAACCCUUGUAACGAAAAUAGCUUGGAUUUUCGAGCCCAGCAGUGUGCAGAAUAUAACAGCAAACCUUUCCGUGGAUGGUUCUACCAGUGGAAACCCUAUACAAAAGUGGAAGAGGAAGAUCGAUGCAAACUGUACUGCAAGGCUGAGAACUUUGAGUUCUUUUUUGCCAUGUCCAGCAAGGUGAAAGACGGAACUCCGUGCUCCCCCAGCAAAAAUGAUGUUUGUAUUGAUGGGAUUUGUGAACCAGUGGGAUGUGAUCAUGAACUUGGCUCUAAAGCAGUUGCGGAUGCAUGUGGUGUUUGCAAAGGUGAUAAUUCAACUUGCAAGUUUUAUAAAGGCCUGUACCUCAACCAGCAUAAAGCAAACGAAUAUUAUCCGGUUGUCACCAUCCCAGCGGGUGCUCGCAGCAUCGAAGUCCAGGAACUGCAGCUGUCCUCCAGUUACCUCGCCGUCCGAAGCCUCGGGCAAAAGUAUUACCUCACGGGGGGCUGGAGCAUUGACUGGCCAGGGGAGUUCGCCUUCGCAGGGACCGUGUUUGAGUACCAGCGCGCCUUCAACCGCCCCGAACGCCUGUCCGCGCCGGGACCCACCAAUGAGACGCUGGUCUUUGAAAUUCUGAUGCAAGGCAAAAAUCCGGGGAUAGCUUGGAAGUAUGCACUUCCCAAGGUCACAAACGGAACUCAGCCAGCCUCAAAAAGACACAUCCACGCCUGGAGCACAGUGCAGUCAGAUUGCUCCGUCUCCUGUGGUGGAGGUUACAUAAGUGUCAAGGCCAUUUGUUUACGAGAUCAGAACACUCAAGUCAAUUCCUCAUUCUGCAAUGCAAGAGCCAAGCCAGCAGCUGAACCCAAAAUAUGCAAUGCUUUCUCCUGCCCUGCCUACUGGAAGCCAGGCGAGUGGACGGUGUGCAGCAGGUCCUGUGCGGGGGGCCAGCAGAGCCGGAAGAUCCAGUGUGUCCAGAAGAAGCCCUUCCAAAAGGAGGAAGCCGUGUUACAUUCUCUCUGCCCGGUGAGCACACCCACUCAGGUUCAAGUCUGCAACAACCACGCCUGCCCUCCAGAAUGGAGCCUUGGGCCCUGGUCUCAGUGCUCUAAAACCUGUGGGCGAGGGGUGAGGAAACGUGACGUCCUGUGUAAAAGCACUGCCGCAGCAGAGGGCGUCCCGGAGAGCCUGUGCGCCAGCACCCCGAGACCAGAAUCGCAGGAGGGCUGCGUCCUGGGGCGAUGCCCCAAGAACAGCCGGCUCCAGUGGGUCGUCUCCUCGUGGAGUGAGUGCUCCUCGACCUGUGGUUUGGGCAUGAGGAAGAGGGAAAUGAAAUGCAGCGAGAAGGCCUUCCAGGGCAAGCUGAUAACUUUUCCUGAGCGAAGGUGCCGCAACAUUAAGAAACCAAACCUGGACUUGGAAGAGACCUGCAACCGAGGGGCGUGUCCAGCCCGACCCACGUACAAUAUGGCGGCCGGGUGGUAUUCGUCGCCAUGGCAACAGUGCACGGUGACCUGUGGAGGAGGUGUCCAGACCCGAUCAGUCCACUGUGUUCAGCAGGGCCGACCUUCCUCAAGUUGUUUGCUCCGUCAGAAACCUCCAGUGCUCCGGGCCUGUAACACAAACUUUUGUCCAGCUCCUGAAAAGAGAGAGGACCCAUCCUGUGUAGAUUUCUUUGGCUGGUGUCAUCUCGUUCCUCAGCACGGUGUCUGCAACCACAAAUUUUACGGUAAACAGUGCUGCAAGUCAUGCACGAGGAAGAGCUGAUGUUGGUGCCCUUGUAGCCCCAAAGGGCCGGGGUCUUACCUCUCAU